This is a messenger RNA of Macrosteles quadrilineatus (aster leafhopper), 3070 nucleotides long. It is a transcript of the gene Nep2, whose product is annotated as neprilysin-2. Gene Ontology annotation, biological process: protein processing. Lineage: Eukaryota; Metazoa; Arthropoda; Insecta; Hemiptera; Cicadellidae. The transcript has 16 exons. Gene Ontology annotation, molecular function: metalloendopeptidase activity. Gene Ontology annotation, cellular component: plasma membrane. Bases 164 to 2452 code for a protein of 762 amino acids. The record is from RefSeq and is a predicted model, not a curated record.
UGAGAGGGGAGGGGAUCAGCUGUUUUGACUGUGUUGCGGCUAGGUGUUUAGUUGUUGUCCAGCGUUCGCAAAGGUAACACUACCACUGACACAUCACACCACUUCAAACAACACGAUUUUGGAUUAAGCUGGGCAUGCAACUCAACUAACAACCCUCGACAAAAUGACCACAACACAGACUGUUAUCAAGAACCCAACAUGGUGGAGGCGCCGGACGCUGAUGGAGCGAUACUGCACGGUGCUCGCAGCCGCCGCCAUCUUCCUCUGUGGCGUCCUCACUAUCGCGCUCUCUAUCCUCUAUGUACGAGAAACAGAGCGGCCAGAGUCAAUGCCCAGUGCACCUGCUGCACUGGACAUGGAGAAAGGCAUCUCCUUAUGGCAGAACAAAUCUCGUGAAAAAGGACUUUGUUUGACUCCAGGAUGUGUCUAUGCAGCUGCUGAAGUUUUGAAUAGCAUGAACAAAGAUGUUGAUCCCUGUGACAACUUUUAUCAGUUUGUCUGUGGCAAUUUUCUCAAAGAAACCAAAAUUCCUGAUGACAAGACUUCAGUGACAUUGUUUAGCAAGAUAGAUGACAAACUCACUGAACAGUUGAGAGUAAUCAUAGAAGAACCUUCAGCAGAAGAUGAACCCCGGCCCUACAGAAUGGCCAAAGACUUGUACAAAUCCUGUAUGAAUCGGUCGGAUAUUGAGGAGAAAGGCUUGACCUACAUCAAGGAACUUGUACAAAAGAUGGGCGGUUGGCCUGUGCUGGAGGGAGACCAGUGGGACCCGGCAAAGUUCACCUGGAAAGACACAGUCUACAAGUUUAAAGACGAGGGCUUCAGCAUUGAUUAUUUGAUUGACUUUUCCAUCACAACCGACUACAAGAACUCCACUAAAAGGGUUAUUGAUCUGGACCAAGCGUCACUGAGUCUGAGCAGAGAGUACUUGGUGAAGGGAAUGGAGGAGAAGCUUGUACAAGCUUUGUACAGUUACAUGGUAGACAUCGCUACCAUGUUUGGGGCUGACCGCGACCGGGCGACCAAGGAACUCAAGGAGUCGUUGGACUUUGAGAUAGAACUUGCUAAGAUUUCCAUGCCUCCAGAAAAGCGACGAGAUGCCAACAGGUUGUACAACCCCAGGACUAUCCCCGAACUCCAAGAGAGGUACCCAUCCAUUCCCUGGGUUGAAUAUAUCUCCACAAUCCUGCCUAAGAGCGUCCCAUUGAUGCCGGAUGAAGUUGUUAUUUUGGACGAGCCUAAGUAUAUCGAGGACCUGGAAGCACUUCUGAGCAAUACUCCAAAGAGGGUGCAGGCCAACUACAUGUUGUGGCGCGCAGUUGCGUCGUCUGUCUCAUCCUUGACGGAGAGUCUACGCAAGCGUCAGCUAGAGUACGGCACAGCGCUGUCCGGACGAACUGAGAGAGAGCCAAGGUGGAAGGAGUGUGUUGGUCUCUCAGCCGGAAGUUUAUCUUUGGCCGUUGGUUCAUUGUAUGUGCAACGCUUCUUCAAGCAGGAAGCAAAAAAGAACGCAUUAGAAAUGGUGGACAACAUCCGUGAGCAAAUGUACAAGAUUCUGCAAAAUGUGGACUGGAUGGACGAAGAGACUAGGAAAAAUGGCCUUGAGAAGGCUAGGGCGAUGACAUCUCAUAUUGCCUACCCUGAUGAAAUAUUGGACUCCAGCAAGCUAGAGGAAUUCUAUCAGAAGCUUGAGAUUACACAAGGAAACUACUUAGAAUCAGUAUUAAACUUGACUAAGUUUGGGCUUGACUUUUCCUUUGGAAGAUUAAGGAAACCGGUUAAUAAAACCGACUGGAUAUCCCACGGCCGUCCUGCAAUUGUCAACGCUUUCUACAGUUCCAUUGAAAACUCGAUCCAGUUUCCAGCUGGUAUCUUACAAGGAGCGUUCUUCUCUCACGACAGACCUAACUACAUGAACUAUGGAGCAAUCGGAUUUGUGAUCGGCCAUGAAAUCACCCAUGGGUUUGAUGAUCAGGGACGACAAUUCGACAAGAACGGAAAUUUGGUUGACUGGUGGGCAACAGAAACCAAAGAAGCUUACCUCAAGAAAGCUGACUGCAUUAUUAAGCAAUAUGGAGACUACAAAGCAGAAGAAGUUGGACUUAAUCUAAAUGGAGUCAACACCCAAGGGGAGAACAUUGCCGACAACGGUGGUAUCAAGCAGGCCUACUACGCGUACCAACAUUGGGUCAAGGAGCAUGGCAGGGAGGAGGACAGACUGCCCGGACUACAAGACUUCACACCACAACAGAUGUUCUGGAUCAGUGCUGCCAACACGUGGUGCUCCAAAUACCGUCCGGAGACAUUAAAACUGCGUAUCAUCACCGGACAACAUUCUCCGGGCGAGUUCCGAGUGAGAGGACCGUUCUCGAACCGACCUGAGUUUGCCAAAGACUUCAGUUGUCCGACCGGCUCUAAAAUGAACCCAACCAAAAAAUGUCAAGUAUGGUAGGAUUCCCGGGAUUUGUUUUCUCUCUCAGAUUUCUUAGCUAGUCUCUUCAGUAUAAAAAUCCAUUUUGGUUUUGAACAAGUGAAAUUUUAACAAAUGUAUAAACAAAGAGAAUGUGUCUGGCGGCUGGUUUCCGCAGAGAAAACGUUUUAACUCCCCUUAUUAUGUACUUGUAUAUAUAAAAAGACAACUUAAAAAUGACAUUACAAGACAAAAUGUGUAGUUGUAGUUUAUUAUAAGCGCACAUAAUUUAAUCUUGAUGUAAAAGUGUUAUCGAUUUAUCUAUUUGGCUAUUGAAAUUUAUCAAUACAUUAAGACAUUAAAUUACAAGUUAAAAAAAUAUUAAAGGAUCCAUGAAAGACGAAUUGUGACUUAGAAUUAUUAUAAGACUGAACUUUUUUAUUUGUAGGGACAGAAGGAGUCGUUUUAUUUAAUGGUGCUACUGAAUUUUAUGUGUUAGAUGUUCUAUGUUUCUUAUAAUGAUCAAGUCUGUACAUAGCACAACCAUGGACAAUAAGAUUGUAAUUUAUCAGAAACAACAAAUGCUGUAAUCUGCACUCUGCCUUGUCCACAUUAUUUUGUAUACUCUUCUAAUUUUUAGUAAAUGUUAUAUUAUUUUAA